AUGGUAGGAGAGGAAGAUGGGAGAAAGGAAGCAGGAAUGGUAGGAGAGCAAGAUGGGAGAAAGGAAGCAGGAAUAUUAGGAGAGCAAGAUGGGAGAAAAGAAGCAGGAAUGGUAGGAGAGGUAAGAUGGGAGAAAGGAAGCGGGAGAAUGGUAGGAGAGGAAGAUGGGAGAAAGGAAGCAGUACAGGGUAGGAAAGCAGAUGAGAAAGAAGAACAGGAAGAUGAAGAAGAAGAUGAGGAGGAGGGGAAAAGCAAGAAUGGUAGGAGGAGCAGGAUGGAGGAGAAAGAAGCAGAUGAAAGGAAGGUAGGAAAGCAAGAUGAGGAGAAGGAAGCAGGAUUGGUAGAAAAACAGGAUGAGAAGAAAGGAGCAGGCAAUGGUAGGAAGCAAGAUGAGAGAAGGGAAGCAGAAGCUAGGAAAGCAGAUGAGAGAAAGGAAGUAGGAACUGGUAGGAAAGCAGAGGGAGAAAUGAAGCAGGAUGGAAAGCAAGAUGAGUGUAAGGAGCAAGAAAAGGUAGGAAAGCAAGAGAGAAGAAAGGGAGCGGAAUGGUAUGAGAGCAAGAUGAGAGAAAGGAAGCAGACGGUGGAGAAGCAAGAUAGGAGAAAGGAAGCAGGAAUGGUAGGAAAGCAAGAUGAGAGAAAGGAAGCAGGAAUGGUAGGAAAGCAAGAUGAGAGAAAGGAAGCAGAAAUGGUAGGAAAGCAAGAUGUGAGGAUGCAGAAUGGUGGGAGAGCAAGAUGA
This is a messenger RNA of Macrobrachium nipponense, 735 nucleotides long. Its product is annotated as cilia- and flagella-associated protein 251-like. NCBI's taxonomy places the organism in Eukaryota, Metazoa, Arthropoda, Malacostraca, Decapoda, Palaemonidae. The transcript has 5 exons. Bases 1 to 735 code for a protein of 244 amino acids. The record is from RefSeq and is a predicted model, not a curated record.